AUGGAAGAACUAUUAAUUGACCUUCUUGAAGGAGAAGUUACCAAAUCAAUAUUCUGAAAAGUCGGGUCCAAGAAGCCUGUUACACUUACUUCAGGUCUCAAAAAAAUUUUACAUAAAAUUUCCAAAGUAUUUAAAGGUGACAUAGAGCAGCUAGAGGAGUUUUUUUCAAUCCCUUUAAAUCCACUAGAUCCAACUGACACUAUAAACCCAGAGUAAUUUUUAUAUAUAGAAAUAUCUUAUCUUAUCUUAUAGAAUUUAUAACGCUUAACGUCCACUACGGGGUGACAACCCCAGGUACUGUCACUCGCCUUGCGUCGCAUCGGGCCCACAGGUCGCUGGGGAUGGCCUGCUUCGAUCACCAGGGUGCUUCUCGGGAAAGUGUUCCCGCUUCGACGGCUCAUGGAUGAGCUACUUGCUUGAUACAUGGGUUGCUUUUCCGAAAAACCCAAAAAAUGGAUUUUCUGGUCGGCUAUCGGUAAAAAGGAAAAACGCGUAGCCUGGGACGUAACGCCCAGUUUCACGCUAGGGAGUUGCCCGAUUGGUCCUAACGGACUCUAUGAGCUUCCCCUUUCCAACUCCGUGCCCUCCUUCCCCACGAGGAAAAAUCCACCCUUGAGAAUAGACUAGGACUAGGCUCUGAACACCACCAGAAUUGCUUACCUAGUAUUGCCAUCCAUCUCUAGAAUGGUAAAACCUUGCCGGAUAUAAUUAAAUAUGAAUCGAGGCUGUAUGGCCGGGAGGCCAUGCCCAGACGAAGACGCCAUAUUUAAUUAUUUAUAUAGAAAUAUCACUUGGGAGUCUUUUAAAAAGAGACUAGAAACGCUGCUAACUAAAGCAAUGGGAGUUUCUUAUACCCAAGGCGACAUAACUUGAACUGAAGACGACUCAUCCAAGCAGGAAUUUUCAGAUUCCCCAGAACAAAGCAGUAUAAAUAUACUGAAAAGGCCACUUAUUAAUGCAGUUAUAGAAAGCAGUGAUUAUAAGCAGAUAAAAUCAUUAGUCACUACUCCUAAAGUGUUGACAAAAUCAAGCACAAUGAAUGAGAAAUAUGAAAAAAAUGUAAAUACUUCGCUUAUUAGCGAUAGCCGCAGAUAUCAUAAAGGGAACUGGAUAGAGCCUUAUUUAAAUAUAUAUGCAAGUGAUAUUGAAUUAAUUUUUCAAUCAAAAGUGUCGAAUCAGUCCAAUAUGAUUGAAGCACAUGAACUUAAAGGCAUGCUAAGAGAUAUGUUAUGACUUAUGAAACUGCCUCAAGAUAAAGACUUAUUCCUAUUUGAUAGGAUGAUUGAAAACAGGUUUAAGCACACACAAAACAAAUCACAAACAAAAUAUCUUAAGCUUACUUAUAGUCAAUGCAUAGACUUAAUAGAAGAAUGAGCAAGUAAAGAAAGCCUUAAUAGGCUGUCAUAUGAAUCUCAGAUGCUAAACACAAUUGAGGAAUAUACUGAUUUGAUCCCAAAUAUGAAGUCUGAUAGCGAUUUGUCAAGCCAUCUUUAUGAUCUAAUAGAAAACCUAAAGCUUAUCAAUACAAGUUUUUCCUCAAAAUCUUAUUAUAAAUCUGCUCCUGAAACUUUAAUAGAAAAACAAGUCAAAGGACUUAAAGAAAUUUUCAGCUUUUAUGCCAGCCAAUACAAAGGAAUAGGGAAAUCUCCCACUUUUGACCAAAUUACUACACAUAAGCAAGUUUUAAAUGUCAGCAAAUUUAUUAAAUUUUGCAAUGAUUUUGGCAUCAUAGGUAAAAAAGGCUCCCAAAGAUUGACGAUCCCUCAAGUUUCUCAAAUUUUUGUAAAUAACCAGAAUUGCACAAGGACAAUGGACUUAACACAAUUCCUAUCAGCAGUUGAAAAUAUAGCAGAACAGUUCUGGGCAGCCCAGAUGAGUGGGAUUUCAGAAAACGAAAUAAAAGAUAUAGGAUUGACCAAAAAAAGACAGCUACUUUAUCAGUAUUUGCAAUGUGAUGACCCUAAUACAUAUAGAGGUUUCCUCUAUAUAGCGCUAAAAGCGCAGACAUUUUCCCAGGAGCUUUCCAAGUUCGUCGGACCAAAUCGCUUUUUGGUCCGACCAAGGCAUUGAUUUGGUGCAACCUACCGAUAAAUUCCGAUCAGAAUUUAUCGGCCUUACAGCGCCAAACAUAGGAAACUUCUAUAUAACCAAAAAUUGAAAGGUUUUGGUUUGCCUUUUAGCAUGGAACAGGCCGGAUAUAGAAUUCCUGAGUAUGAUUUAAGCAAAAAAUACAAGUUUAAAGAUCAAUCUAUCGUAAAACAAAGGAUAAAUGAAUGAAAGCAGCAAAAAGAAGACGAAAAGCCAAAAAGGUCAAGCUCUGUGCCUAUUGGAGUCAGAAUUAAUGCAAUAAGAAUGAGAUUAAUGCAGCGAAAAGAUAAAAUCACAUGAAACGAGCUGAGAAAUAUGGAGCAUGAGUCCUUUAUUAAUGCUGACGAGCUUAAAGGAAUUUUAACCGAAGAUGAUAUUAAAUCUGCUAUGUAA
Molecule: messenger RNA, 2481 nt
Organism: Blepharisma stoltei
Lineage: Eukaryota; Ciliophora; Heterotrichea; Heterotrichida; Blepharismidae
Source: the annotation of a GenBank genome assembly